Messenger RNA from Erinaceus europaeus (western European hedgehog), 5821 nucleotides. It is a transcript of the gene NUP210L, whose product is annotated as nucleoporin 210 like. The record is from RefSeq and is a predicted model, not a curated record. The coding region runs from base 42 to 5702 and encodes 1886 amino acids. The transcript is spliced from 40 exons. Lineage: Eukaryota; Metazoa; Chordata; Mammalia; Eulipotyphla; Erinaceidae. Gene Ontology annotation, cellular component: nuclear pore.
GGGGCAGUGGUUGAGCAGGACCCUGAGGCCUGGGGGUCGCCAUGACGGUGUGUUGGGCUCCGCAGGUGCGAAGCUCCAUGCUGCUUUUGUUCUCGACACCCCACUGCCCACUGUGGCUGCUUCUCCUUGUGCCGGGAAGCCUGGCCAACAAACUUAACGUCCCGCAGGUGUUGCUGCCCUUUGGCCGGGAACCAGGCCGGGUAUCCUUCCUGCUGGAGGCGCAGCGGGGCUGCUACACCUGGUACUCCACUCAUCAUGAUGCAGUAACUGUUGAGCCUUUAUAUGAAAAUGGCACCUUAUGUUCCCAGAAAGCUUUACUUGUUGCCGAAUCUACUCAACCCUUACGCCUCAGCAGUGUUAUUAUUGCUCGAGAGAUAGUAACUGACCAUGAACUGCGCUGUGAUGUUAAGGUUGACGUGAUAGACAGCAUUGAAAUUGUAUCUCGAACCCGAGAACUCUAUGUAGAUGAUUCACCACUGGAACUUAUGGUGAGGGCACUGGAUGCUGAAGGAAAUACUUUCAGUAGUUUGGCAAGGAUGGUGUUUGAGUGGAGCAUUGCCCAGGAUAAAGGGUCAACAAGAGAAGAACUGUGUAGCAAAAUUAGGAUUCUGAAGUAUUCUGAAGCAGAAUAUUCUCCCCCAGUGUACAUAGCUGAGAUGGAAAAAGAAGAGAAACAAGGAGAUAUGAUUUUGGUAUCUGGGAUGAGAACUGGUGCUGCUGUUGUAAAAGUUCGAAUUUAUGAACCAUUUUAUAAGAAAGUAGCAGCUGCAGUGAUACGUCUACUUGUUUUAGAAAACAUAUUUCUCAUACCAUCCCAUGAUGUUUAUCUCUUAGUAGGAGCAUAUAUUAAAUACCGAGUUGCAAAAAUGGUUCAGGGAAGAAUGAUAGAGGUGGAAUUUCCCCUGGAACAUUAUACAUUGGAAUUGCAAGACCAUACAGUUGUAUGUAAUUCUUCUCUUUCUGGGCAUGUUGCAUUACUGGACGAGAAAACAGCCACAGUGACUGCUAUCCACCUUGGUCAAACUAACCUUGUUUUUGUCCAUAAAAAUGUUCAUAUGCGAUUUGUGUCUGGACUCCCAAAUUGUACCAUAUAUGUUGUACAGCCUGGAUUUCUAGGUUUCACAGUCCAGCCUGGAGACAGAUGGAGUCUAGAGGUGGGACAGGUGUAUACCAUUACAGUGGAAGUGUUUGAUAAAAGCAGCACAAAGGUCUAUAUUUCAGAUAAUUUCAGGAUUAUGUACCAGUUUCUAAAUGAGUAUUUUGAAGAACAGCUAACUACUGUGAAUGGAUCUUACCAUGUAGUAAAAGCUGUGAAAGAUGGUGUCGUGGUGAUAAAUGCAUCCCUGACUUCCAUCAUUUGCCAGAAUAAAAAUAUUACACCUAUAAAACUGCCAAUUGUACAUCAGCAAGAAGUGAAGAUUUAUUUUCCCAUCAAACUUACACCUAACUUUCUGGCAUUUCCUUAUCAACCUGCAGAAAUGUUAUAUCGUUAUAAAGUACAGGUAGAGGGUGGCAGUGGCAACUUCACCUGGACCUCUUCUAAUGAAUCAGUGGCCAUGGUAACCACUAAAGGGGUAGUGACUGCAGGUCAGGUCAGAGGGCACUGUGCAGUUUUGGCCCGAGAUGUACAAAAUCCCUUUCGAUAUGGAGAAAUUAAGGUAUAUGUCCUGAAACUGAGCAAAAUGGAACUGUUACCAUUUCAUGCUGAUGUGGAGGUUGGGCAGAUUAUAGAAAUCCCCAUUGCAAUGUAUCAUGUAAAUAAGGACACAAAAGAUACCAUUCCAUUCACAGACUGCUCUCAUUUAUCUUUGGAUCUAAAUAUGGACAAGCAAGGAGUGUUUACUCUUUUCAAAGAAGGUAUUCAAAGACCUGGACCAACACACUGUUCCAGUAUACAUAUUGCAGCCAAAUCUCUGGGUUAUACUCUGGUUUCUGUUAGUGUUACUGAAUAUGAAGAGUACUUGGAGAGUAGUGCCACAUUUGCUGCUUAUGAACCUCUAAAGGCUCAAAACCCUGUGGAAGUGGCAUUGGUGACAUGGCAGUCUGUGAAAGAAAUAGUAUUUGAAGGAGGCCCUCGUCCGUGGAUCUUGGAGCCUUCCCGAUUCUUUCUGGAGUUGAGUGUGGAGAAGACGGAAACAAUUGAAAUAACACAAGUCCGACUGCCAGCAAAGAGAAAACAGAACCAGUACAUCUAUCGGGUCCUGUGCCUGCACUUAGGGGAGCAAGUCUUGACCUUCCGAACUGGAAAUCACCCAGGUGUCUUGAACCCUAGUCCAGCUAUAGAAGUUGUCCAGGUGCGCUUCAUAUGUGCUCACCCUGCCAGCAUGUCAGUAACCCCAGUAUACAACGUGCCAGCGAGUGCCCAGCCAUGUCCUCUGCCACAGCAUAACAAGCAACUGAUUCCUGUAUCAAGCCUGAGGGACACAGUCCUAGAGUUGGCAGUAUUUGAUCAGCACCGGAGAAAGUUUGACAAUUUCAGUUCACUAAUUCUCGAAUGGAAAUCCUCAAAUGAAACACUAGCUCAUUUUGAGGAUGGUAACUCAAUGGAGAUGGUAGCAAAGGAUGAUGGCAGUGGGCAGACCCGGCUACAUGGUCAUCAGAUACUUAAAGUACAUCAGAUUAAAGGAACUGUACUCAUUGGAGUCAAUUUUGUGGGCUAUUCAGUGAAGAAAAGUCCAAAUGAACUUUCCAACUUGCCCAGAUCUGCAGCUGUAGAGCUGCUUCUUGUGGAUGAUGUCACUGUAUUGCCUGAGAAUGCCACCAUUUAUAACCACCCUGAUGUGAAGGAAAUCUUUAACCUUGUGGAAGGAUCUGGCUAUUUUUCAGUCAAUAGCAGUGAACAAGACAUUGUCAUCAUCACCUACAUGGAAGCUGAAAGCUCUGUGGAGUUAGUUCCAGUACAUCCUGGAUUGCUCACCUUAGAAGUAUAUGAUCUGUGUUUGGCUUUCUUGGGUCCAGCAGUGGCCCACCUCAUGGUGUCAGACAUACAAGAACUGGAGCUUGAUCUGAUUGAUAAGGUUGAAAUAGGUAAAACUGUGUUAGUAACUGUGAGGGUUCUUGGUUCCUCCAAACACCCAUUCAGAAACAAAUACUUCAGAAACAUGGAGCUCAAACUACAGUUGGCUUCUGCCAUUGUCACCCUGACGUUAAUGGAGGAACAAGAUGAAUAUUCUGAAAAUUAUAUCCUUCGAGCUGUCACAAUUGGACAAACCACACUAGUGGCUAUUGCCAGGGACAAGAUGGGGAGAAAAUUCACAUCAACUCCUCGACAAAUUGAAGUGUUUCCUCCAUUCAGACUUGUUCCUGAGAAAGUAACACUGAUUCCAACUAACAUGAUACAGGUAAUGUCUGAAGGUGGCCCACAGCCCCAGUCUAUCAUUCACUUCUCCAUCAGUAACCAGUCUGUGGCUGUUGUAAACAGGAGGGGGCAAGUUACAGGCAAGAUGGUUGGCACAGCUGUGGUUCAUGGCACCAUCCAGACAGUAAAUGAAGAUACUGGUAAAGUCAUUGUGUUUUCACAGGAUGAAGUGCUAGUUGAAGUGGUUCAGCUACGGGCUGUUAGGAUCCUUGCAGCUGCAACCCGACUCAUCACAGCGACUGAGAUGCCAGUUUAUGUCAUGGGAGUGACCAGUACUCAGACCCCAUUCUCCUUCAGCAAUGCCAACCCUGGGCUUACAUUCCACUGGUCCAUGAGCAAACGGGAUGUUUUGGAUCUCAGACCCAGGCAUUCAGAGGUCUUUCUGCAGCUCCCAGAAGUGAGUAACUUUGCCAUGGUUGUCCACACAAAAGCAGCUGGUCGGACCAGUAUCAGAGUCACUGUCCAUUGCACGAACAGUUCCUCUGAACAGUUUGAGGGAAAUUUGUCAGAACUAUCUGACGAAGUUCAGAUCCUGGUAUUUGAGAAACUCCAACUUUUCUAUCCACAGUGCCAACCUGAGAAAAUUCUGAUGCCUAUGAAUUCUCAGCUCAAACUUCAUACCAACAGGGAUGGGGCUGCCAUUGUGAGUUCCCGAGUUCUCAAGUGUUUCCCUAAUUCAUCCAUCAUUGAAGAGGAUGGUGAAGGGCUCCUGAAAGCUGGUUCCAUUGCAGGUACUGCUGUGCUAGAAGUCACUUCAAUAGAACCUUUUGGAGUCAACCAAACAACCAUAACUGGAGUUCAGGUAGCACCUGUAACAUACCUGAGAAUGAGCAGCCACCCCAAGCUCUACACAGCCCAAGGAAGGACUUUAUCGGCUUUUCCCUUGGGCAUGUCUCUCACCUUCAUGGUCCAGUUUUAUAAUAACGUCGGAGAAAAGUUCCAUACACACAAUACCCAGCUUUACCUAGCUCUGAACAGAGAUGACCUGCUGCUUAUUGGUCCAGGAAAUAGGAACUAUACUUACAUGGCCCAGGCUGUGAACAGAGGGGUGACACUUGUGGGGCUCUGGGACCGGAGGCAUCCAGGCAUGGCAGACUAUAUUCCUGUUGCUGUAGAGCACGCCAUUGAACCAGACACCAAGCUUACCUUUGUUGGAGAUGUCAUCUGCUUUAGUACUUACCUCCUCAACCAAAAUGGUGAACCUGGGAUAUGGAUGAUUUCUGCUGAUAGUGUCCUACAGAUAGAUAUUGUCACUGGGGUAGGAGUGGCCAGGAGUCCAGGAACAGCAACAAUCUUUCAUGACAUCCCAGGAGUGGUGAAAACAUAUCGAGAAGUUGUAGUCAAUGCAUCCACAAGAUUAAUGCUCAGCUAUGACCUCAAGACUUACCUCACCAACACCCCUAACUCAACUGUGUUCCAGCUCUACAUCAGCACUGGCAGAAACGGUGUCAAUCUUAAAGGAUUUUGCACUCCAAGUCAAGCAUCAGCCAUUACAGCACUUCUUCCAGAGACCUUAGUGCUGUGCCAUGUGCAGUUCAGUAACACUCUGCUAGACAUCCCAGCAAGUAAAGUCUUUCACGUCCAUUCAGGCUUCAGCGUGGAGAAAGGGGUUUAUGUCUGCUUAAUCAAGGUUCGUUCCCAGUCAGCAGAGCUGCUGCAGGCCCUCAGCAUGGCCGACACCUCAGUCUAUGCCUGGGCCACCCUCAUCAGUGAACGUAGCAAAAAUGGAAUGCAAAGAAUCCUCAUUCCCUUCAUCCCAGCCUUUUAUACCAACCAGUCAGAACUGGUUCUCAGACACAAAGAAGACAUUGGGGAAAUAAGAGUUCUGGGAGUGGACAGAGUCCUUGAGAAGCUAGAGGUCUUCCCUAGCUCUCCUGCCCUGGUGGUCUCUGACCGUAGACACUCUUCCCUCACACCGGGCCUGGCUAUCUAUCAUGUGAGAGUGGUCAACUUCACCUCCCUCCAGCAGAUGGCAUCACCCGUUUUCAUCAACAUUUCCAGUGUGCUCACCAACCAACGUGAGGCCGUGCAAGUGAGAGCUAUGACAGAGAAGUCCUGUGCAGAUCAAUGUGAAGAUUCAAGUGUCCUCCAGAAGUUUGUGGGUUCUUACCAGAUCCUCCUCUUUACCCUCUUUGCGUUGUUGGCAUCAACAGCUUUCAUCUUUCUAGCAUACAAUGCUCUCCUAAACAAGGUACAGACAGUCCCAUUUGUUUAUGUACCAACUCUAGGAACACCACAGUCAGGUUCUUACACCUCCACUCGUUCUCCCCCUCCCUUCAUGAGCCAGCAACCCCCAGCAGCCCAGAGUAAACUACAACACUGGCUGUGGAGUAUAAAGCACUAAAACCUCCACUUGGACAACUGUUAAGAGACUGGAGAGCUUGAGCCCUACACAAAAUGCCAUACCCUUACACUCAGAAGCCUGUAAAUUUCAAAUAAAAUAUAAGUUGUUUUUACUUUAAA